AUGGCAACACAAGAUGAUUUCACAGCAGCUAAGUACCAUGCCUCAGUUGCUGUCUACUGUGGGAGCAUUCCCAAAUUCAAACCCAGAUACACAGCUCUGCGAGGUGGGAGCAUUGAUUCAAACUUGCAGUUUUGUGGCAGCAGCUGGACCGCUGAAGAAGAAGCCAUCUCUCCCCUGGAUGGCUGGGUCAGCAAGGCUAGUGUGCACGACCUCAGCGCUGGGGGUGGAGGUGAUCUCUCCCACCUUUCUCACCAAGCCUUGACCCAGGACCCCCGAGAGAGGGAGGUGAGCAGCGCUGCCCCAGAGACCAUUCAGAACAAGGACAAGCUGAAGACGAGGAGGAUGUCUGAGGAUCUGUUAGCCUCACAGAGAGGCCUGACUGACUGCAGUGACCCUGCGGGGGUGACCCUGAAGACAGUAGUUUCCAGGUCAGCUUCCCAGAGGCUCCUGGUAACCUCCAACCCUGUGCCUCCCAUCCAGAACAGCCUUCCUUCCUCAGAGCCCAGCAGGGUGAGCGACGGAGAGCAGGAGCAUGGGGAAGACGGCACAGGCUGUGAUGACAGUGAUGGGAAUAACAAGGAGCUGAUGUCAGAGGGAAAAGGAUAUAAAGCUUCCCUGCUGCCCUUGUAUUGCAGUGGUGGGGAUGGGAAGAAGUCACUGGGAGUGGCUUUGAUUCCCCCUAUCCCCAAGUCAGCGAGACCAUCUGAUGGGGAUCCUGGCAGCGCUGCAGUGCCUCUUGCAAACUCUCAGCACCUGGUUUUCCAAGAGGCCCUGGAGAUGAGGCCAAGAUCAGGCAGCAGAAGUGAAGAGAAGACCCUUAAAUCUCUAGAGCUCCGGACUCUGGAACCUGUCUUGCCUGUUCUCCAGCAUAGUGUUGGUGGUGGCGUGAAAUCUGCUGGACAUUUAUGUGAACCUGUGCCCCGGUUAAUGGGCCUCCCACUCAGCCAGGCCAAGGAGAUGGAUCAUCUCGGGAGCCCUUGCCUUCUGAGUGAUGACGACUCGAAGGACAGCAAUGGAAGGAUCCAUGUUACCUUGUCCAAGUCAGCUCAGAAGAAAAUACACCAGAAGCGAAUGAGAGAGAUGGAGCUUUUGCGGAGAGAGAGGGAGAAAGAGAGAGAAAACGAAAAGUCCUUACAGCUCCCUACACAGAGUGUUGACCCUGGGGAUGCAGCUGAAGAAAGCUUUGGCCCACCACCUGUCAAUGGGACAGUUUCCAUUUUCCCCAGCACGAGCAACGCACGCAGAGAGAGCGCUGGUACUGCCUUGAGGAAGCGGGUCAACAGGCCCUCACUGCCCAGCAUCCCCGUCGUCAGCCAGGGUGGCAGCUUCCUGCGCAACUCCUCAGCGAACUCGCUGCCAGCCAUUGCUCUGGACUUCCUGGAGUGGGGAGAGGAGCCAGACUGUGGGGACGCCUGGGAAGCCAGACCCUUCCCUCACCCACAGCAGGGGCUGCUCAACGCGCUCACGUGGCUCAGCAGCGACGACUGGCAGCAGAAGGCAAAGGGACUCUUCAGUGUCAGACGCCUGGCUAUCUGCCACUCAGAAGUCCUUCUUUGUAGACUUCAUGAUGUUUCCGUGGCAGUUACCAAAGAGGUGAACAACCUCCGCUCAAAGGUGUCUCGCUUUGCAAUCAGCACUCUUGAAGAGCUCUUCAGGACCAUGAAGAAGCACAUGGACCAAGAGGUGGAUGAGGUUGCUCGGGUCUUGCUCCAGAAGAUGGGGGACUCCAGCGAGUUCAUUCAGAAAGCAGCCAAUCGAUCCCUGGGGAUCAUGGUGGGGAGUGUGACUCCUGCACGAGCGAUGACUGCUCUCAUGGCUAGUGGAGUCCAGCACCGCAAUGUCCUGGUGCGGAAGUGUGCGGCUGAACACCUACUGACUGCGAUGGAGCAAAUCGGAGCCGAGAAGCUCCUGUCGGGCACACGUGACAGUACCGAGCUGCUGGUGCGCACGCUGGUGAAGCUUGCUCAGGACAGUCAUCAGGAGACAAGGUGUUAUGGACGGAAGAUGCUGAAUAUAUUGAUGAGUCAUCAAAAAUUUGAUAGGUACUUGAAACAGUCUGUCCCCUCACGUGACUUGGAAGACGUUAUGGCAACACUUAAGCAGAAAGGGAUAGAAGACCAUAAAUGCGAACCUCCAUCUGCCAAGGACCCCAGGAAGUCUAGGAACAGUGGCUUGAUGAUGCCCCAGGACAACUUGCCUUCUGAUGGAGGGUCUGGCUCUGAUGUACUCAUCUUACCCCGUCAGACAGUCCGUCGCACGUCACUUCAGACUGUGGAAGAAACUGAACAGCUCAAGGAGCUUUACAAGCUCCUGACAGCCAAGGAGUUUCAGACACGAAUGGAGGGCGUGGUGCUCCUCCUAGAUCACUGCAAAAGCAGACCCCAGCUCAUCUCCACUAACAUUGUCCAGAUUUUUGAUGUUUUUGUCCUGAGACUUCAGGAUUGCAACAAAAAAGUGAACCAGCAGGCGCUGGAAGCGCUGGCUUUGAUGACACCCAUGCUCAGAGACGCCUUACACCCAGUGCUGGUCUCUCUAGUAGCAGCAGUCACCGACAACCUGAACUCAAAGCACUUGGGAAUUUAUGCUGCAGCUGUGAAAGUGCUGGAAGCAUCCAUUGCUCACCUAGAUAACACAUUGCUCCUGCAAGCGUUUGCCCACCGAGUGCGUUUCCUCAGCGGCCAAGCUCUGCUGGAUGUCACAGAACACCUCUCAGUGCUUGUGGCAUCUGUUUAUCCCCAGAAACCCCAAGCCGUCAAGCGCUACGCCCUGCCUGCGCUCUGGUUCUUCCUGGGAAACGGGGUCCUGCCUGUUCGAAGCGGCAAUGUCAGGGCUGUGAUCGCCAAGCUUGCAAAGAGCCUCUACCAAGUGAUGGGCUCCAGGCUGAAGGAGCAUGCCGCCAGCCAGCCUCAGCACGUGGCAAAAAACCUCUGGGACAUUUUGGACCUGAAUGUCGGGUGA
Fulmarus glacialis (Northern fulmar) is the source of this 2958-nucleotide messenger RNA. RefSeq names its product family with sequence similarity 179, member A (gene TOGARAM2). Gene Ontology annotation, cellular component: cilium; cytoplasmic microtubule. The transcript has 19 exons. Bases 1 to 2958 code for a protein of 985 amino acids. NCBI's taxonomy places the organism in Eukaryota, Metazoa, Chordata, Aves, Procellariiformes, Procellariidae. The record is from RefSeq and is a predicted model, not a curated record. Gene Ontology annotation, biological process: microtubule cytoskeleton organization. Gene Ontology annotation, molecular function: microtubule binding.